Molecule: messenger RNA, 1444 nt
Organism: Pseudovirgaria hyperparasitica
Lineage: Eukaryota; Fungi; Ascomycota; Dothideomycetes; Acrospermales; Acrospermaceae
Product: Bud-site selection protein
Exons: 2
Coding region: 75-1229 (384 amino acids)
Biological process (GO): maturation of SSU-rRNA
Cellular component (GO): 90S preribosome; nucleus
Source: RefSeq, a predicted model, not a curated record
CGCAAAAAAAGUCAUGGACAAUUCAGCAGCCUCUGCAUCAACGUCGGUUUAUCAAUGAGGUUCAGCCUCAAACAAUGUUGAAACGCAAACGCUCUGAUUCGCUCAGCGGUGACGACGAUGCCGUCAGCUUCUCCGAAGAAAGCUCUAGCUCACCGCCACCAAGGCAAAGCCUACGAACAGUACGGGCGGAGAGCAAACUCCAAACCGGUAUUGCCAACGUGCACAAAGCCUUGAAGCUCGCUGCAGGGCUCGAGAGACAGAAACUGGGGCGGCGACGAAAGGAAGCGACCGAAAAGGGAGAUGCGAAAUUGAAGGAGCGCUUAGAUGCUGAGUACAUCGCGUGCAAAACUCUGAGCCUGCGAGAUGUGGCUCAAAUACAUCUAUGUAAAGUUCUGAACAAGAUCAAGUCUAUUUCGGCCAAUCCUGCUCGACCACCUCUCCUCGAUGCACCUUCGAAGACCUUCGGGUCAGAAACUGCGACCUUGAACGUAGCGGCACGGCUCUAUAAAGCCGAUCCUGUUAAGAAGGCGGUAUCGCAUGCAAUUGAAGAUCUGGUGAAGUCCCUCGGUCCGGUGGAGGAUAUUUCCAAAAAGGAUGACCGUCGAUACACCUCCGACACAGGGAAUGGCGACGAGGAAUGGUCUGGGAUCUCGAGCAGCGAGAAUGGUUCCGACAUGCAGAUAAAUCGGCAUAAGGAUCUGGUGGCAUCUGAUGAUGGUGAACGCGAUGAAUGUUUUCGAGGCAUCCGAGACAAAGCAACAAGACCCGGUAUAACGAAAUCAGCUUUCAUGCCAACAUUGACAAUGGGAGGCUAUUGGUCGGGAUCAGAAUCAGAAGCUGAGGAUCUAGAGGAAGAUCUCGCUCCGAAGAAAAAUCGACGUGGUCAGCGAGCAAGACAACAACUAGCUGAAAAGAAAUUUGGACAGCAAGCGAAGCAUCUUCAAAAGAAAUCAAAAGACGAAAGAAAUGCGGGCUGGGACCCAAAGAAGGGUGCCCAGUUAACAGGUGAUGACCGGUCGCGGAGCCGAGGGGCCAGAAUUUCAAACAAGAGCAAAGAAAGAUUUCGUCCAGCGGUCUCGACGGGCGCAAAUUCGGCACCAUUAAAAGCUACGAAACUGAAAACGAGGGAUGACACAGGCCCUGUGCAUCCGUCUUGGGAGGCUGCUAAGAAGGCAAAAGAGCAGGCACAGACUGCACAGUUCUCUGGGAAGAAAAUCACGUUUGAUUGAAGUAUGUCCUUUCCCGGGAGAUCCUGAGAUGCCGUGGACCAUUUCCGCGGUCUCUUUGAUAGAAAGACAACGAUGAAGAAUACUUGUGCGUCCUUUAGACCACAUCUAAAGGUACUGAUAAGUGAACCUCCCAGAUGACGUCCGUUAAUGUGUAGCUAUCAUUAGUACUUGACUGAGAGAGAGAAAAUGGCACCCUCGGCAUUGCCCAUUCCUCC